Messenger RNA from Sorghum bicolor (sorghum), 2096 nucleotides. RefSeq lists its product as uncharacterized. The transcript has 3 exons. The coding region runs from base 350 to 1789 and encodes 479 amino acids. The record is from RefSeq and is a predicted model, not a curated record. NCBI's taxonomy places the organism in Eukaryota, Viridiplantae, Streptophyta, Magnoliopsida, Poales, Poaceae.
UCUUGAUUUCCUCCAUUUCUGUGGGACUCGUCGGAUUCACUCACCAUCCAUCCAUUGUUUUCGACUCUUGCGGCCUUGUCCCACCCAUAAAGCCGAUGGGUUAGCUCCCCCGCGCCGCACGCCCAAGAACACGAGGAGCCAACGCCACGGCGACGGCCGUCCUCUCCCGGCCAGCACCGUCGCCGGCUGCGUUUCAACCCUGCCUUCGCUUCUCCCUUCACCCCGCGCGGCUCUCUCUCUCUUGGCGACGAUUGGGGGACCACUGCCGCCGCUCAACGCCAGGUAGACAGGUCUUGGCCGGCUCUCCGCCGGCGACGAGCACCCGCCAGUUUUGUGAUCAGUGAAACUAAUGGCUGCUGCUGAAGCAAGGGCUGCUUGGCAACGUGCUGCAAACCGUUGCCUUGUUCAGGAGGACAGGAAGAGAGCUCCAAAACUAGCUUGCUGUCCACCAUCGGCUGAACAACAUGGUACAAACAAUGGGAACUGUCGAAAUUCCGCUGAUCGUCCCAUCUGCAGUUUAGUGCCUUUGAGAUGGAAUCCCAUGCAUUCUAAUCUGCCACCAGAUUUCAGAUGGUGGGUUCAGUCACAGCCAAAUUUUGGGAUCCAGAAGGAUAUUGUUAGUGAGCGGCUGCGUUCGCUGGGCACGGACAUUCAUGAGAAGCAAGUGGAAGAUUCAGCGCCACAACCUAAACAUGAGGAAACAUUACUCUGUCAAGCAGUUGAUGCCAACACUGAAAAGAUUGGGGAUGUUUUGGAUCCUCCAUGGAUGGUUUCGUCAGCCUUCACGAAGUAUUCCCUUGAAACAGGCUUAGAAGAGAUGAAGACUGUUGAUAGCUAUUCUCAAGUGUCUAAGUGCAUAGAAACUCUCAGCAAUUGUUUGUACAAGGAUAAUGAAUCCCCAGAUUUUGAAUGUAUUGACCCAGCACCUUUGAAGAACCCAGAUAAGGCUAAUUUUGAUAUGGAUGCACCUUGGAAAGGUGAAAAGAUUCGACCAUGGUGGCAGAUUGCUGAUGAGGAGCAGCUGGCUUCACUAGUUGCAGAAAGAGCAACACAGCACAUUGAGAAUUGUGAUCUACCAAGGCCUACCCAGACAGUACGUAUUAACAGGACAGAACCACAUACUCGCAAACAUAUAGGUGACUAUGGGGGAUCUUCAUCUCCUGCAGGAAGAGUGACACAUCCUGUUCCUGGACAUUGUGACCAUAUCGAGUGUAGCUAUAGCACAGGAAGUACAGAUGAGUUGGUUUUAUUAUAUGGUAAUGGAGUUUGGGAACAGCAUGGAAGGAAUGAUACAUAUAGUGCGGCUCAAUAUUUUUCUAGCAGUAGCACAACCGGAUUGGAAAGCAAACAAACACUCUGGAAUGCUUCAGAGCGAGACAAGAUUUUGGAGGCACUCCGCCAUUCACAAACCCGUGCUAGAGAAGCUGAUAUGGCUGCCAAGAAAGCGCACAAUGAGAAAGACGAUGUCAUCAAGCUUUUGUUCCGACAAGCCUCACAUCUCUUUGCUUGCAAUCAGUGGCUGAAAAUAAUGCAGCUGGAGAAUAUUGUCCUGCAGCUCAAGCACAAAGAGCAUCAGAUAGCAGCCAUCAUACCUGAACUUCCAUGGUUAACCCUAAAAGAGAAGCCUACACACGGUCAGGAACAGAGAGAUUGGACUAGGAGGAAGGGUAGAAGGCAGAAGAAGGGAGGUGGGUUCUUUGACACGAUCUUAUUUGCUGUUGGGUUAGGUCUUGCUGGAGCUGGGUUUCUUCUUGGGUGGGCUCUUGGGUGGCUGCUGCCAAAGUUGUAAAGUUAUUGUUAUUUUUCUUUGGGUGUAGCGAGCUAGGCAACUGUAUUUUGCUGGGUAGGAUCCAUACAUGGAAGACCAAGUGCACCCCUUCAUGAAAAUGGUGUCAAAUGAUCAAAUUUGUUAGACCCUAGCAUCUGUUGAUCUGGAAACCAUGAUGGUGCAAUGGUGUAAAUGAAUGUCAAGUUGUCCACACUGCACCAGGAGAGCAUUUUUUCCAAAAUAUUUUGUUUGUUGUAAAUAUGUGUGGUGUCGGUAUCUCUGAAUAUUGUACAUAUGGAUCGGUGUUUAAAUUGAAGCUUUGUCAUCU